AUGACGCAAAGCGCGGCGAAGUCCCAAAGAGGCAACGCUGCGCAGGGCGGCGUCGGCGUCGCGAAAGUGACGAAGCUGUGUUGCCAGGUCCUGUUGGACCCAACGGAGCAUCGCAUCGUGCGCACGGAAGCUGCGCGAGUGCUUCAGGAGGUGGAUGCAGCCGAUCACUGCACGGCGGAAGCGCUUUGUUGGGCCGUGCAGAAGGAGACCGAUCGUUUCGUCCGUCGUUCCCUGGUCGACGCUGCAGCACAUUUCGCGGCGCAUCGCUCUGCCGUGGAAGCUCUGCUGGCCUUGUCCCAGGACAGCGACCGCUUCGUGCGGGAUGCGGCUGUGGCGGCACUGGCAGAUCGAGGAGAGGGCGAGGCGACGCUGAUAGAAGAUGGCCACAAGAAAAAACAUAUGAUGGUGAGACAUGUUGAACGCCCUGCAUGGGCACCUGGAUCGUUGGAGAGACGCAGCACAGCUGCUGGAGGAAGUCUUCGCGACGAUGGAAGGGGGAGGCCCACUCUUCACGUGCUUCUGCGAACACUGGCGAGCGAGCGCUACGGAGCUUUGCGAGAGCCAGUGCUUUGGAUGCUGGUGGGACACUGGCUGCGGGCCGUGAAGUGUUGGGACUGGGACGGCCUCAUCGACCGCAGCUUCGGUGAAGUCGUCCAGGCGCAGAGUUUGUAA
Cladocopium goreaui is the source of this 672-nucleotide messenger RNA. Lineage: Eukaryota; Dinophyceae; Suessiales; Symbiodiniaceae. The record is from the annotation of a GenBank genome assembly.